CUCGAUUGGUCCUUGCCUUCCCUCGUCACCAGCUUCACAUCACUCGCCUGUUGCCUGCCUGCCCGCCACGUCAAAUAGAGGGAUGUCGUCCAAUUCGGUGCUCCCUUCUCCUGGCUGCUCGCUCCUCGCGCAAUCACAACCAUCCAUCACCAGAUCGGUCCGUCACAUCUGCUUGCCUGCUCUACUCACUCCUCCCCCCUCCCGACAUUCCCGAAUCCUUGGUGUAACCACAACACGCAAAUCCGCAAAUCCACUUUCGCUUCCCCCUCCUCCCUUGUCUACUCCCGUCCAGUAUCUGGGCUGUACACUGCACCGCUGGUGGUCUCGAAUCUCGAGUCUCUCUUUCAGGUCGACGUGACUAGGUGCCCAGGAAAGACCUCGAGCCUUGUCGUUGAUCGAUAGUGCUUCCUGAUUUCAGCUCGUCAGGACAAGAUCUCCACGUUUUCAGCUAGCCUCCGCGAUCUAUUCGAUACCUCUCUACCAAUCAUGAGGCAGCGAAUGGAUCCGACGGUUAGAUGGGCUUCCCUCGCGAUCUGCGCGUGGCUGCUGGUCUCCUCGAUCUGCGUCGUCGAUCUCGCUGCGGCCGACGAUGACGCGUGCGCCGCGGAGCGCGAGGGCAAGGCGCGGUGCGAGGAUCUCGUGACCAAGGUCAAGGCGGAUCUUUCGGCGGCUAAGGCGCGCGCGGACUCCGCGGAGUCGGCGGUGGCGGGUGUGCGCGCGGAGGCGCAAACCGCGGGGGAGAAGACGCGCGCGUGCGAGGCGGAGGCGGGGAAGCUCCGCAAGGACGUGGCGGAGCUGACGAGCAAGGCGCAAUCCGCGGAGAAGAAAGCGGGCGAUCAGGGCGGCGAGGUGCGCGCGCUGAAGGAGAAGGUGAAGGCGCUCGAGGGGCAAGUGGCGGACAGCAAGGCGCAGCAGCAGAGCCUGCAGUCACAGAUCUCGUCCAAAGAGGCGCAGGCGAAGCAGGCGGAGCAGCAGGCGGCCGCGCUGAAGGCGGAGCUGGAGGCGACUAGGCGCGAGGCGAAGCGGGCGCAGGAGGAGCUCAAGGGCGCCAAGGACGAAGCGGUCAAGGCCAAGGCGGCGGCCAAGGACGCGUCGGAGUGCCACGGCAAGCUCACGCGCUCCAACACGCUGCUCAAGGAGACCACGGACUCGUUGGCGCGGCUGGAGCGCGAGGUGGACGCGAAGCACGAGCAGCUGCUGCAGGUGUCCAGCAAGUGGCUGCCGCCGUGGCUCGAGGACUACCUCCUCUCCGCCAAGGACUCGAUUGUCUCUGUGUGGACUGACAAGGCACUUCCUGCCAUUGCUGCUGCUCGUGCUGAGGUGGUGCAUGUGGUAUCGCAGAUCGGUGGAGCCGUUGGGCCCCAGCUCACUGCCGCUUACAAGGCGGCCAAGGACAGCCUUCACCCGCACCUCACCAACCUGCACGCCCAGACCCAGCCGGUGGCGCGCAAGGCUGUGGCGGAGGCGCGUGUGGCGCUGGCGCCGCUGGCAGCAGUGGUGGGGGAGAAGGGCGGGGAGGUGUAUGGGCAGGUGCAGUCCGCGCUGUCCCCGCACAUCAACCAGACCUGGACCGCUGUGCAGCCACACGUCGAGUCCCUGUGCGUGCUGCUGGACCCGCAUCUGUUGACGGCAAAGGUGGCAGCAGCAGCAGCCGCGAAGCCCCUGCAGCCACACUGGGAGCGGUACAAUGCGGCGGUUAGGGACAUGGUGGUGGCUGCUGCUGACUUCUUCACUGAAGACGCUCUCCCCGAGGAUGCGCUCUACUGGAUGGUCAUUGCAGCACACAUCCUUGCGCUUAUCCUCAUGUUCAAGCUCACCUCCACGACCUCCAGCCUUUUUUCGGCACCGUCCAAGAAGGCCAAGAAGCCUUCCUCGAAGUCCAAGUCUUCGCACCGGUCUCGUCGCCACCACAGCAAGCCGGCGUCAAAGCAGCAGGCUAGCAAUUAGAUGUGGUAGUAUUUCCCUCGCACAAGUUUUUAUUGUGCACUGCAAUUUUGAACAGCUUAGGUCUAGUUGACUUGUAUUGGCUUAUGCUGCUAGGGUUAGCAUUGUUGACCAAAUCAUGGAUUGUCAAACAUUGUCGAACUACUCUUUAUGCCCUGUUACUUCAGGAAUACCCCAAA
This is a messenger RNA of Closterium sp. NIES-67, 2123 nucleotides long. Lineage: Eukaryota; Viridiplantae; Streptophyta; Zygnematophyceae; Desmidiales; Closteriaceae. The record is from the annotation of a GenBank genome assembly.